UCAGGAACUCACUCGAUUUCUUCACUCUCUUCAUUCAAAAUUUCCCAUGUAAAGUUCAAUAAUCAUUUCUAUGAAUGUAAAAAUUAAAUCAGGUUUAUCCAGAUAUUAUUAUUGUCUGGACAUUGAAUAGUCGAUUGCAAUGGCGUCGCCUCAACCUUGAAGUCUCCUGUUGACAUUCAAUAGGAGUGAGGGCAACACUUUUAUCCAUUACCCUCCGCGUCUGCACGUGCAUUUGAACCUGUUCUGUUCUCUAAUUUGCAUUUGCAAUUAAAUGUCAGGACACUCACGAGAGAGUUCCCCCCGAGAUGAAUCGAUAAUUAAUAUAAAUUAAAAAUCGUUAGUUAUUGUGGGGCGGAUUAGAUAUAGAGGAUGGCGAGCUCCGAGGAAUCUCCGAAAGAAACCCCAGGAAACACCGAGGAGGACCUCAGGAUCUUCGAGACUCUCUGUAUCUCUUCACCAGAUAAGUUGGAGCAGGAAGAUAUGAGCCACGAUGUCACGACGUGCCUGAAGAGCGAAUUGGCGGUACUGGAGUACAAACGAGAUCGACUUUCAGCCGAAUUGGAAGAGAUGAAGUCCACGGUGAGAUGCAAGGACUCUAGGUUCCUGGAGUUACAGGUGGAGGCUGAUCAGCUGAGGGAACAGGCUGCCAGACAGAACUCCAUCAUCUCCAGUCUGAAAAAAAGAAUCCAAGACCUGGAGGAUCGAGAGAGGAAUCUGUACGCAACUCAGGGUCGAAGUGAAAUAACUCUCCAGAGCCUCCAGAGAGACCUGAAAUACCACGAGGACAAGCAUCGAGAGUACGAGAAAAAAAUUUGUCAAUUGGAGCACCACAUGUCGGAGGAGAUCGAGAUGAAAGAACGUGCGCGCUUGAAUCUUCACGAUUUUGUUCGACGAUUGGCGCACGCACUCAACAGCGAAUUCUGCGACAGCACCCAUCACACACCGGAAAUGGUGAUUCACAAGGCUGAGGAGUUGGUUCAAGAGGUCAACAGGCUGCGUACGAAGACAACUAGUGUAGAAAGCCACUUGACAUCCGUUGAAGUGGAAACGAAAAGCCUCCGAGAUGCCCUAGAUCGAGCCAAUAUCGACAGAGAUCAAAUGCAACGCCAGAUAUCGAAUCUCAAUACCGAACUCGAUCGUCUUCGCCAGGACAAGGAGUGUCUUGAGAUGCAGUACAGAGUGACCGAGAGAGAGAAUAAUGAGCUCAGGGACAAAUUGGUGAAUGCUAACAGAAGUCUCACCAGUGCCACAGGAAAUGUUACCAACCAGGAAGCUAUUAUUUGUCAGCUACGAGAUGACUUGAAAAAUCGUGAGGAGAAGGCGGUGAGGGCCCAGAAUGAAAUGCGUCAUUUUCUCGAGUCCCUGACGAUUCUUUUGAGCACACCGGGUCGUUUUGUUGAGUCCCACGAUAGUGCCGUCAAGGACAGGAUACGGGAGAUUUUGGCUGACGGCAAGGAUCAGGCGAUGAGAAUCCAAAGUCUCAAAGAUAAAUUAAAUACCGCGACUGAUGCAGCGGGUCGACAGACGGAGCUGGUUGAUUCGAGCUUGAUAAAAAUGAGAAAUCUUGAGGAGGAUCGUGCUCUUCUGGAGACUAAAAUUCAUAAAUUGGAGUCAGAGCUCACCAGCUGCGAACUCACCAAAGAGUCACUGCGGAGGGACAAACAGAGCUUUCAAAUAUUUCUGGAUCGUCUGGGGAAGGCCAUGCAGAUGGAUGAAAUUUCCCAGGAGAUCGGUUUGGAGCUGCAGACAGAGGCUUUGCUCGUACGUGCUGAGCAAUUGGCUCGUUUAGAGACCGACAAACUCGUCGACAAGACAUCCGUUGUUUAUCAGCUGCAGCGUCGCGUGAGGACACUUCGAGAGCAAUUGCAGCGUCGAGACUUGCACCUGGACCUUUUGCGGAGGAAACUCUCAUUGCACGAGGAUGGCGUGAGAAUAAAGACCAUCCUCCAGGCCGAAAGGGAUGACGCCAAUCUCCGGGCUAAGAAAGCGGCGAAGCAAGUGGAGCGUUUGCAGAUCCAAUUGGCGGAAGAAAAGUCGCGAAAUCGAGAGCUCAGUACCCAACUGACCGAAGCCGCUGAUUACAAGAUAGCGGCAUUGGAGCGGAGCAGAAAGAUCGAGGAACUACAAAAGCGUCUGGUAGAGAGUGAAAUGUUGAGAACACGAUACACUAGAAAGUUCGGUUUACUCAAGGAUCAAAUGCGUACAACGACGGAGAGUGCUGAUCAGGAGAGAUCGAUAAAUGAUCACUCCUUGCAACUGCUGAGGGACGAAUUGGCGCAGGUCAAGCAGAAUUUGGCGGAGGUCACGAGGAGAGAGUCACAACUCCAGAGCUUUCGAGUUUCUGUCGCCAAAAUACUUAAUGAGCCCAUCUGUACACCCGAUUACGAGAUUAUCUCACGGCUGCAAAAAUUAGUGGCCGCCCACAGAGAUUUCACCAUGCUCUCCAGAAGAUAUGAUGAACCCCUGGAAACUAGUCCCUCGAGGUGCACAAGCAUUCAUCCCGUGCACUCGGUGCACCCUCCAAGAUCUCCAGGUUCUCGCUGCACUAGAUACGAUGACAGCGGAUAUGCAGAUCCACCAGAUCUCCGAGACGUAGAUGACGAGUACAAACGCCCAGUGCGAAGUAGCCUUCUGCCAUGACCUCGGGCAAAAUUCACGAUUUAAUUUAAAAAAAAUGUCGAUUAUUCACUUUCCCCCCAACAUAAUGUGUUCAAAUAAUAGUGCACUUAAUGGAAUCGGCCAUUAAGCCCCAAUGGCACAAUUAGUCCACCGUAAAGUGCUCGUUUAAGCCACGAGCAAACGAGUGACAUUUGCAUUACCAAUAAAUACCACAGUAAUGAAAAUAACUCAUUGUGAAUGAGAGACAAAAAGAUAAAAGAAGAUGGAGGAAAAUGACAGACAGAAAAUGGCGACACUGAAAAAUCAUUUUCUUUCGUUGUAAUUUUUGGAUUUAAACACGUAUGCAAUAUCACCUGAGGGGAAUGCUGGAUGUUGGAGGGAGAUGAGAGGAUUGGAAAAGAGGAACAUUGCGAGUGGUACAACCGCAUUCCGAUGGGCAGACGCUCACCAGCCUGAGAUCCACAGACGGCUAACACUCAUACAAUCGAGUGAAAAAAUCGGCGGAAGUCCAGGGGAAUAUGUGUACACGGGGAUAGAUACUCUUUUCAUUUGUGUGAAACCAGAGAGAGGACAAUUUAACGUGUCACUGUGUGGAUACACCAUGGAUUUUCACUUGAAAAAUCACAGCCGAUGGUUUAUUGCACACUGUGAUGUCUGAAAAAAAAAUCCCACGGCAUCGCUGUGUCCUCCUUACCUCCACUCGAAAAAAUAUGUAAUGCGGAGAUUAAUGAAAUAGUAUUAUUAGGCACUGCGAGGCCGACAGGAAGUAAAAACCGUAUUUUUAUUUUUGUUUUUUUUUGCCUCCGACUGAAAGAAAUUAUUUGUCAAAUUGGAAAUUUGAAAUUCGAAAUUUUUCGUUUUGUGAUGACUAGUUAUUUCUAGUGAUUAACUCAAAUAAUAUCGAUUUUCGCGAUCUAUUCGGACACAUUUGUUUAGUUUUUCAAAUUAAUCAAUUAGAAAUUAAUGAAUUGAUUAAUUAAUUAAUUCGGGCACUUCUCUUUCUGAUUAAUUAAGGGAGAAGCAACAAUACAGAGGAAAUAAAGUCGACAGCCCACUUAUUUUUUGUUUUUCACUCUUUUGAUAAUUAUUUUGUGGAAAUGUAGAAAUUACUAGAUUCAUCCGGAUUAGGGGAAAUUGGUGAUCGUAAAGUGGUGGAUUGUAAAGUUUUCGCUAUCAUCAGUUUACACUGCCAAUCGUUCUUGGGUUUUAGGAUUUGUUUAGAGAUAUCCAAGGAUUAGAUUAUUUCACCCUGUGGGACUUUGUGUUGACAUUCGGAAAAAAUCCCAAGGAAAUAUUAUAAUUUUUACACUUAAUGAAAUCCCAACAAAAAUUUUAAAAUUUUCAUUAACACUUGAUUGAAGCCGUUGAAGCCGUUGAAUUACGCUAAUGUGUAAUACUUGAUUUGUCUUCUCCGAAUAAUAUUACAUGUGUGAAUUCAGAGGAUUCGACUUUCUACAGUUUCAACAGUCGAAAGUUA
This is a messenger RNA of Fopius arisanus, 4096 nucleotides long. RefSeq names its product coiled-coil domain-containing protein 170. The transcript is spliced from 12 exons. The coding region runs from base 370 to 2640 and encodes 756 amino acids. NCBI's taxonomy places the organism in Eukaryota, Metazoa, Arthropoda, Insecta, Hymenoptera, Braconidae. The record is from RefSeq and is a predicted model, not a curated record.